Molecule: messenger RNA, 1134 nt
Organism: Paraglomus occultum
Lineage: Eukaryota; Fungi; Glomeromycota; Glomeromycetes; Paraglomerales; Paraglomeraceae
Source: the annotation of a GenBank genome assembly
AUGGAGACUAUUUUAAAAGAACAUGAGAAAGUUUCCAAAAAGCAUGCCACGCUUGCUCAAGGCUCUAUUGACAGCAUAGAUAGAAUAAUAGGGGCAAUAAACGAAGCAAGAGCACAGUUUGAAAAUUGUCCGCAGAGUUGCCCUACCCAACUUUAUAACCUGUCAAGACGAGUGAAAGAUAUUACAAGUCAAACCCUUGACGAACAUAAGGAUUUUCAGUCAACUUUGAACAAGUACGGAAAAGCCAUUGAUAAGAAAUGGAAACAAGACAUUACAAUAGCGACUAAUGCAAACGCAUUUUCAGAGAAAGAGAAAAUACUCCAGAAAACUAUUGCUUUACAUUUCAUUCGGCAAGGGAAAUUUGAACUUGGGAAUACAUUUAUGAGGGAAGCCGAGCUGGAUAUUUCCGACAUGCCUCAAGCACAAUUUGUUGAAAUGUACCAGAUUCUCGAGGCAAUUAAGGUGUAUGACUUGGGACCGGCUUUAAUAUGGGCCGGAUCCAAGAGAGAAGAACUUGAGCGACGGGGGAGUUCGUUAGAGUUUCAACUCCAUCGUCUCCACUUUGUGCAAUGUCUUACAAAUCAACGUAGCGAGGAAGCAAUAAUAUAUGCAAAAAAUAAUUUCCAUUAUUUCAAAGAAAGACAUCUUGCAGAAAUCCAACGCCUCAUGGGUUCUAUAGCGUACUUUAAUAAACUAAAUACAUCACCUUACGCCGAGCUAUUAUCUCCCGAUUCAUGGACGGACAUUCAGCAUCAAUUCACAAGAGACUUUUGUAGUCUAUUAGGAAUGUCUUGGGAGAGUCCGCUCUUUAUAAGUGUAACGGUUGGGGCAAUGGCGCUUCCUACAAUCAUUAAAAUGGCUACGAUAAUGAAAGAGAAAAAGAACGAAUGGAGUCAACAGGAUGAACUACCGGUCGAGAUUCCUCUUCCAGAUGAUAUGCGAUAUCAUUCAAUAUUCGCAUGCCCCGUGUCAAAGGAGCAAUCGACAGAAGAGAAUCCGCCUAUGAUGAUGCCAUGUGGACACGUCAUCUGCAAAGAGUCGUUAAACAAACUGAGUAAAGCUAACAGUCGCUUCAAGUGUCCGUAUUGCCCAAACGAGUCGACUCUGGAUCAGGCUAUUCGAGUACAUUUCUAA